GAGGAGGAGGGGAUAGCCUAAGAGGAAGGAAACGGCGAGGGCUUCAUCAACAGACAGGGGAGUCUCUUGUCAGGCUGAUAGAAGGCUGGCUAUAUCAAAUGAAAGCCUGACACGGGAUACGCCACGGAAAUCUCUCUGGCUGAGAUAACCUCGUCGACGUUUACAGAAAAUCAUUCCAGCGGCUGGAGAUCCAGAUGUUUACGUAAAACAAGCUGUCAAUCGUAUUCGUGGAACUGGAACUUUCAUCGCAUUUUGAUUCUCUCUGUGCUGCUUGGGGGGGUGGCUACAACGGUGCCACAUUUAACUCGUUUGCGUCACGCUUUGGAGUUUCCUCCCUGGUUAGACAUUUGGCGUUUGCUGAGGUUUUGAGACCAAAACCGAAAUUCCAGACCAUUUUUGGCUGGUGGGCUAAAACUGCGUUCUCCGAUGGGUUACAUGGCGUGCGUUUGAUCCUGGGGUGUGCGCUGCGCGAUGGCCGCGUCGGGCGGACGGAAGAGCGAGAAGUUGGAUGAGGCACAGGCGUUGGCCCGGAGCUGCGCGGGGAGACCGGACUUUCUCCCGUGCGACGGACUGUCCAUCUGCGCAACACACAGCCACGGGAAGUGCUUCAAGCUCCACUGGUGCUGCCACUUGGGAUGGUGUCACUGUAAAUAUGUGUACCAGCCGAUGACCAACGUGUGCCGCCUCCCCAGCACCCCAGUGCCUGCCACGCCCACAGACCACCCCCAUACCAUGGACCUGACAGUCUCAUUGGCCGAACGCUUCCUCAUGACCGCCCCCGCCUUCCAAGCCCCGCCCUGCCUGGAGUCGCCAAAGUUCUGCAUCAUCUCAGACCUCUUUGUGGACGACUACAUGGUGAAACGCAUCAAUGGGAAGAUGUGCUAUGUCCAGAGACCUCAACCUUCGACCAUGCCCAGCCCGCCUCAAUCACAUCCCCCUCACCCCUGGUCCAAACCCCACCCCCAACGGACCCCCAGACACCACCCACACCCCCAGCCCAGACCACACCCCCAGGGCACCAAGCCCAGUGCCCUGGGGGACAAGGUCACCACCCCCAAAAUAGACCACUGCUCCUCCCCGUCCAGCUCUGAGGAUUCUGGGAUAAAUGCGCUGGGCGGCCAUUACAUGGAGUCAUGUGACGAGGGUUCUGAGGAAGAGGAGGAAGACGAGGAGGAAGUGGAGGAGGAGGAUGAAGAGUUAAGUAGUGAUGGAGAGUCUAGUCCACUAAGUAUGUGGAAUCAAGAUGAGUGUUCUCUGCUCUCUCCGUCCAAGUCUAUGGUGGAGAUUAUUGAGAAGAUCGAGACAACUGUGUGAGACAACUUGCACUGUCGCGUUGAAAUGGAGACGAUGAGACAGUGAUCUAGCCGGUUCAGCUUAGAGCCACACACACACACACACACACACACACACACACACACUAGCCUGUCAACGUUCCUCUAACUUAUACUAAUCGUACAACAUCAAAACAGUGACCUGUUACCUAUGAACUUUGACCUUUCACCUGUUAUAGCAUGGUUAUCUAUGACCUUUCACCCUGUUAUAGCAUGGUUACCUACGGCCUUUCACCCUUUUAUAGCAUGGUGUACCGAUCGCAUUCUACUCUGGAGGGAUUUCACUUAUCUUUCCAGACCAGGAGUCAGCUGAAAGAACAAGAACAAUGAACAAGAGCACUAAUGAAGGAAUCAGUGAAUGUGAUCUAGUCCAUGACCCAACACACUAAAAGAAGAGCACGAAGUGACCAAACACACU
This is a messenger RNA of Oncorhynchus mykiss (rainbow trout), 1749 nucleotides long. RefSeq names its product chromosome 18 C3orf70 homolog (gene c18h3orf70). Gene Ontology annotation, biological process: nervous system development. NCBI's taxonomy places the organism in Eukaryota, Metazoa, Chordata, Actinopteri, Salmoniformes, Salmonidae. The record is from RefSeq and is a predicted model, not a curated record.